UACCAGACCAGCAUACGCCGGUGAGCAGCGGGCGCCGCAAGGGCCGAAAAGAUGGCGGUCUUGGCGCCUUUAAUUGCAUUGGUGUAUUCGGUGCCUCGACUUUCACGAUGGUUGGCCCGACCUUACUAUCUCCUGUCAGCCCUGCUGUCCGCCUCGUUCUUACUCGUGAGGAAACUGCCGCCGCUCUGCCACAGUCUCCCCACGCAACGCGAAGACGGCAACCCGUGUGACUUUGACUGGAGAGAAGUGGAGAUCCUGAUGUUUCUCAGUGCCAUUGUGAUGAUGAAGAACCGCAGAUCCAUCACCGUGGAGCAACAUAUAGGCAACAUCUUCAUGUUUAGUAAAGUGGCCAACGCUAUUCUUUUCUUCCGCCUGGAUAUUCGCAUGGGCCUGCUUUAUAUCACACUCUGCAUAGUGUUCCUGAUGACCUGCAAACCCCCCCUGUACAUGGGCCCUGAGUACAUCAAAUACUUCAACGAUAAAACCAUUGACGAAGAGCUGGAGCGGGAUAAGAGGGUCACUUGGAUUGUGGAGUUCUUUGCCAAUUGGUCCAGCGACUGCCAAUCAUUUGCUCCUAUCUAUGCUGACCUCUCCCUCAAGUACAACUGUACGGGGCUAAAUUUUGGGAAGGUGGACGUUGGCCGCUACACUGAUGUUAGUACACGGUACAAAGUGAGCACAUCGCCCCUCACCAAGCAGCUCCCUACCCUGAUCCUGUUCCAAGGUGGCAAGGAGGUAAUGCGGCGGCCACAGAUUGACAAGAAAGGGCGAGCUGUCUCUUGGACCUUCUCUGAGGAGAGUGUAAUCCGAGAAUUCAGCUUGAAUGAGCUAUACCAGCGGGCCAAGAAGCUGUCAAAAGCUGGAGACCACAUCCCUGAGGAGAGGCCUGAGGCCCCAGCUCCCACAACAGUGCCAGAUGGGGAAAAUAAGAAGGACAAAUAGGAGCCCUGCCUUGUUAGUGCCUCUCUCCAUCCAGCUCCUUCCCAGGCACCACUGAGGCCCUGAACCUCUGCAUCCGCCACCCUUGCCUGAGGCCGUGGCCUUUGUUGUUUGUGCUUCCCCUGUUGGGUUGUGCCUGGGUGAGGCAGGGUGCUGCUUCUGAUUUUAAAGAGGCAAGCAGGGAAUUGUCAUGCAUUGUCCAGGGAGGCUUCCCCUGCCAUGGCCAACUAUCCAUUUAAUGGAGGAGAAAUGGUUUCCCUUCAGGUUUGGAUUUCUUUUUGUUUGUUUCUUUUUAUCCCUGGCUUGGAUCAGUGUGUCAGCUGUUGUCCAGCAGUCACACAUCUCUACUGCGCUGUGGUCUCAUUAUGCCUCUUAGUGGACCCAUACAGCCUACUUAGAUUAAACACUAACAUAUGAUACCGGGGUACAGAGUCAGCGCUUAAGAUUUUUCCUUACAGGUCUCAAGGACCCUUGCUUCCCUAGGCCCUUCUGGCUUGGUCUAUGGCCUUCAUUAAAAAGCAUAAGCCUAACUUUGUCACUGCUCCCGAGGAAAGACCUUUACUCACAGAGUUUUCAUCUUUGAGGGUACUAUUGAAUAAUGCCUCAACUUCAUGGGGGUUGGAGGAGGGGUAUAGAGGCUUUGUAUGGUGGGGCCUAGGGGAAAAAAUCCUGGGCAGGAUUGGGGUUUCUAUUACCUCAACAACCCAAUUUCGAUUAUCCCACCUUCAUUUGACGGUUUUCCAUAAUAAAAAGACUGAGGUUUCCUUUUGA
Messenger RNA from Loxodonta africana (African savanna elephant), 1710 nucleotides. RefSeq names its product thioredoxin related transmembrane protein 2 (gene TMX2). NCBI's taxonomy places the organism in Eukaryota, Metazoa, Chordata, Mammalia, Proboscidea, Elephantidae. Gene Ontology annotation, cellular component: membrane-bounded organelle. Gene Ontology annotation, molecular function: disulfide oxidoreductase activity. The transcript is spliced from 8 exons. The record is from RefSeq and is a predicted model, not a curated record. Bases 52 to 942 code for a protein of 296 amino acids. Gene Ontology annotation, biological process: brain development.